Molecule: messenger RNA, 1099 nt
Organism: Mizuhopecten yessoensis (Yesso scallop)
Lineage: Eukaryota; Metazoa; Mollusca; Bivalvia; Pectinida; Pectinidae
Product: endothelial differentiation-related factor 1-like
Exons: 5
Coding region: 131-562 (143 amino acids)
Cellular component (GO): nucleus
Molecular function (GO): DNA binding
Source: RefSeq, a predicted model, not a curated record
ACGACAUUACUAUAAGUACACAACACGCCAUAUUGCAUUAUAUUUCGAAACAAUCGACAGCAACAAGCUUCCAAACAUUUCUUUGCUUUAUUGUGUACUGUCCGUUACUCAAGCUACACUUUAAAGCAGAAUGGCCGAAUAUGAUACUGAAGUUAGAACAAUUGGAAACAAAUGGGGCCGUCAAUCAAACACCACACAGGCUAUAAAUGCUGCACAAAGACAAGGGAAGUCCAUUGAAACAACUAAAAAAUACGCUGCCUCCCAAAACAAGCAGUCUUCAGCAGCGAAGAAUACAGCCAAACUUGACCGUGAGACUGAGGAACUCCACCACGAACAUGUGGCACUGUCCCUGUCUCGGCUAAUCCAGAAGAGUAGACAGGAUAAGGAAAUGACACAAAAGGAACUGGCAACCAAAAUAAACGAAAAGCCACAAGUCAUUAAUGAGUAUGAAUCUGGGAAAGCCAUACCAAAUCAGCAAGUUAUUUCAAAGUUGGAAAGGUGCUUAGGUGUUAAACUUCGUGGAAAGGACAUGGGCCUGCCUUUUGUACUUGGUAAGAAGUGAUCCAUGGGACGUUCCAGCACUUUACUUCUACCCCUGAGGCACACAGAGCUACAGAGGCAACACUCUUAUUAUAACACAUACAUUUGCUAUAAAACAGUUUCAUUUAAGGUUGGACAUGUACAGAUUUUGUGAACAUUUAUCAAUACAACACAAAUUUGUCAACUGUGAACUAUUUGUAGACAUUAUCCAAUUGUGUUUCUUUGCUAAUCUUUUAAGUGGUGUAUAGAUGACACAAUUUUUUCCCUUUUUUUUAAAUGGUUAUAAAGAAGAUCAUAUAUUGUACAUUAAGUAGUUCUAGAUGUUGUUUUGUUUGCAAAUUUACUAAAGAACUUUUAGUGUUAUGGGUCAACAAAGGGAUUUUUUACAUCAUGCUUUCAUUGCUUCAGCUGGUAAAGGUGCUGAUUAUGAUACAGUUGUGCUGAUGUACAUUGUGAAAAGAAGGACACAUCAAAAGUGUCAAGGAUCAACAUAAAGUUUAGCUAUUGUAAAAACAACGGUAAUGGUUGUCUUAAUAAAGUUCGUUUACUUCUAAGUGUC